Molecule: messenger RNA, 1107 nt
Organism: Pistacia vera
Lineage: Eukaryota; Viridiplantae; Streptophyta; Magnoliopsida; Sapindales; Anacardiaceae
Product: U-box domain-containing protein 44-like
Exons: 2
Coding region: 1-1107 (368 amino acids)
Molecular function (GO): protein binding
Source: RefSeq, a predicted model, not a curated record
AUGGUUCUCUGCGCUCACGCGGGAAAGAUAAAAGUAGACCAAAUAGUCAUUAUGAGCUACGGAAACUCAAAUUACAAGUUGGACUGCCUUAACUCAUCAUUUUGUUCACUCUCGGCUGCUCAAGUGUUGGUUCAGUUAUGUGAAGUGAAUAACCAUACCAUACGUGCAAAUGCUGUGAAGCUGUUCUGUUGCUUGACAGAAGACGGAGAUGGCAGAACCUUCUUAGAGCACGUUGGUCAGAGAUGCAUUGAGACUUUGCUCGGGAUCAUCAAAACUUCUUGUGAUGUUGAAGAAAUUGCAGCUGCAAUGGGUAUUAUCUGCAAUCUACCUAAGAACACACAAAUGACUCAAUGGCUUCUAGAUGCCGGGGCUCUUGAAGUUAUCUUUACUUGUCUCAAUGAUGGAAAUAGAAAUGCAUCAUACAAAAGGCCAGUUGUAGAGAAUGCCACCGGAGCUCUUUGUUGUUUCACCAUCUCAACAAAUCUGGAAUGGCAGAAAAGAGCAGCUGAAGUAGGCAUUAUACCAGUACUUGUACAGUUGCUAGUUUCUGGAACAUCUUUGACAAAACAAAAUGCAGCCAUUUCACUUAAACAGUUUUCCGAAAGUUCAACUGCUUUGAGCCAGCCAGUGAGGAAGCGUGGACUUUUCUUUUGCUGCAUGGCUGCACCUCUCACCGGCUGCCCUGUCCACUUGGGAAUCUGCACAGUAGAGUCUUCCUUCUGCAUUGUAGAAGCUAAUGCUUUGCCACCGCUAGUGAGGAUGCUUGGAGAGACCAAUCUUGGUGUUAGUGAAGCUUCGUUAGAUGCACUCUUGACAUUGAUCGAUGGUGAAAGACUGCAAAGCAGUAGUAAGGUGCUAGAUGAAGCAAAUGCCAUUGCUCCAAUCAUCAAAUUAUUAUGUUCACCGUCUGCCAGUUUGCAGGAGAAGAUUUUGAAGGCUCUAGAAAGACUGUUUCAACUGGUUGAGUUGAAGCAAAAAUAUGGAAAAUCUGCCCAGGUACCGUUAGUCGAUAUUACUCAGAGGGGAAAUAGUAGUAUGAAAUCCCUGGCUGCUAAAGUACUUGUUCGGUUGAAUUUGCUCGAAGAACAAUCGUCAUUUUUUGGAUAA